This is a messenger RNA of Pelobates cultripes (western spadefoot toad), 16260 nucleotides long. The record is from the annotation of a GenBank genome assembly. Lineage: Eukaryota; Metazoa; Chordata; Amphibia; Anura; Pelobatidae.
CAAUAAGCUGUAGUUGUUCUGGAGACUAUAGUGUAUCUUUAAAUAUCUUUUUGGGGAGGCUAGCUCUUUGGGGCUGGCCACAGACUUUGAUUCUUACAAGCGGACGUGUUUUACCUUGCAGAUACACCAAACUUGGAUAUGCUGGGAAUACGGAGCCACAGUUUAUCAUCCCAUCAUGUGAGUACUCACCUCUUGGCAGUUUAAUGUUUGAGUAGGCUUACUUCAGUGAGCUGUUUUGUGAAGACAAGUGUAACUUUUUUUUUCUAAGGUAUCGCCAUCAAGGAAUCUGCCAAGGUUGGUGACCAAGCUCAAAGGCGCCUCAUGAAAGGAGUCGAUGACCUGGACUUCUUUAUUGGGGACGAAGCAAUCGAUAAACCAACCUAUGCUACUAAGGUAUUGGUGCGGGAUGAGGGCUCAUCUGGGGCUACAGAACGACCACAUAAAUGCAUUUUACCAGGAAUAAACGUGUUCUAUUUUGUACCUUGGUAGCCUGAUACACAUUACAGCUUGUAUAUAUUGUCCCCGCGCUUUCUCAUCAUGCUCGUGUUUGGGUAUUGAGUCACGCUCCUUUUUUUUCUUUCUUUUUUUGUAGUGGCCGAUUCGUCAUGGUAUAGUGGAGGACUGGGACCUCAUGGAAAGAUUCAUGGAGCAAGUCAUCUUCAAGUAUCUUCGAGCUGAACCUGAAGAUCAUUACUUUCUUUUGGUAGGGGUUAUCGAGCAGUUUAUUACAUACAAUAUCCGUGCAGACAUCACUGGAUAGAAUAUUCCCAUUUAAUUUCUUAACAGAAAAAAAUAUAAUCUUUCCAAAUAAAGUUAACCUGUCGUCAAUUUCUAUACUUCUUUUAAGUCAGCCAUAAAUGCAUUGAAUACAUCAUCUAUCUCCGAUAUAAUCUCCUCACUCCGCCAUGUGGGUAUCACUCCAGUCCUGCCUUAGCUUAGCCCGGUCCCCUCUGUGGUUGGCUUUACUAAACUCCUACGUAGUAUCUGUGCUUUCUAUGUGUGGAGAGCAGAAGGCCCACCGUGGGAACGCUCUUCUGCUCUCCCUUGUCAGUUGUUCUAUGCUGAAGAAUUGAUUGACAGGUGGAUAUGACAUUCUCCAUAGAGAGGAUAAUGAGGGUGUCCUUGGAUCUGAGAAGGAAGUAAAUGGCUGUUGACGUUCUCCCGUGUGCAUUAUUUAAUACAGGUCACUUUAGAUUUUUCUAGAGGCAGACAAAUCGCUUGAUCUCAGUCUGAAUGAAAGGAUGUGUCUAGUUUUCAUGAUAGUGAGACGUUUCUCGCAGGAAGCACCUGAUUGCACGUCAUUUGAUGUCACUCUCCAUCUGUAGAUACUGCCUUCCUGUUUCGUUAACUAGUGUUUAGCGCAUGCUCUGGGCAGCAUUUGGGCAGUGUAAGUUAUUUUGUUUAUUAUCUACCUGUUUAUGUAUAGACGGGACAAGUAAUAUGUUUAUUUUAGUAGAUUAUUUGAGGUGUGUGUGUGUGUGUAUAAAGUGACUGAAGCCGGAUAUAUUACUGUGACAUGCUAAGUUGCUGCUGACUUAAAAAAUAAUGGUGAAAAAGAUUGAAUAAAAUCUGUUACUUUUGUCAGUGUUGCUGUCAUGAAAAUGUUGUGCAGGUAAAAAUACUGGUUUUACUGAAAGUUCUGUGAAAAUAUGAUCCCUCUUGUGGUUAAUUCAGCAGCUGUUAUUUUACGCUUAUAGAAACGUCCUUUAAACAUCAGCAAGUGACAACUAGAGCUGGCUAGAAUAUCAUAACCCUCUAGACUGUAAGCUCAUCAACCUAUUGUUCCUGUAACAUUUUGUAACUGUCUGUUAUUGUUAAAUCCCCCUUUAUAAUAUUGUAAAGUGAUGCGCAAUAAGUUGGCUCUUUAUAAAUACCAAUAAUAACCCUUCCAUUACAUCACAGCAAAUAUCUCUAUUAACACAAUCAAUGGCAGCGAUAUCACAGGAGAAGUAUUUAUCUUGCACUCACAGCAGCUCCAGUGACAAAUGUCACUCCUUUCUAACAUGUGAGCACAGUUAAGCAUUUGUGCCCAUAUUAAUGAGAUUGCAUUAGAGUUGGUGUGAUUUUACCAUAUCAUCAAUAUUUACUAUAGGCAUCAAUACAGCUUUAGAUUAAUUAAGUAGUUUUGGUGUAUAGAUCAUGCCCCUGCAGUCUCACUGUUCAAUUCUCUGCCAUUUGGGCGUUAAAACACUUUUUCUGUUUCUUCGGCCUUGCAUGAAAAAAUGGUUACUUUCUCAAUCACAUGUUAGCUUACUUUAGAAGUUUAUCUCAUGCUCUAUAAAAUGAACAUUAACCCCUUAAGGACACGUGACAUGUCAUGAUUCCCUUUUAUUCCAGAAGUUUGGUCCUUAAGGGGUUAAAGGGACACUAUAGUUACUCAGACCACUUCAGCUCAAUGAAGUGGUCUGGGUGCCAGGUCCCCCAGGUUUUAACCCUUCAGAUGUAAACAUAGCAGUUUCAGAGACUCAGACAGCCGCUAGAGGCGCUUCUGCGACUCUGGAUGCGAAAAUCGCAUUCAGCGUGCAGAACGUCAAUAGGAAAGCAUUGAGAAAUGAUGUGUCAGUCACAACCAGGGGUGGUGUGGCCAGAUCUGUAUAAACUCCUAAAUGACACAGAAUUGAGCAGUGAGAUUGCAGUGGCAUGAUCUAUACACCAAAACUGCUUCAUUAAGAUAGUUGUUUUGCUACCUGUAGUGUCUCAUUAAGUAGAGGUAUUUCAUUAGUGUAACAACCACCAACCUGGCAUGAUGGCUGCAUUGUUGGCACUGUACAAUAGAGUGGUAAGUAGUUAUCUUUUAUAGCUAAUUAUAUUUUUGUUUUGUCCCCCUACCACUGGUUUAACCCUUUCUUUUCUUUUACUUUGCCAAUGCUAGACUGAGCCUCCACUGAACACCCCUGAAAACCGGGAGUACACUGCAGAGAUUAUGUUUGAGUCUUUCAAUGUUCCCGGAUUGUACAUUGCGGUUCAGGUGAGUGAUCUCUCCGGCUACUGAUUUACCAUGUUAGUCUCUGUACAUUGCGGCUCAGGAUUUUGACUGUUCUUGGAUGAGUGGAACUUCUGUUGGGUCUGAGGUUUAUCAUGUCAUGAACACCUGCUUGAGUGGGGUUUUACGGCUUAACAUUAAGGGAGAGUGUUUAUAUGUAAUGGACUGUAUGUGUGCCCUACUUGGUGAGUGUGAAGCAUUCCUUUUUAAUGAGCUCUGUGUGUUGGAUUUGUGUCAAGGGUUCUGUUAAUGGUCUGUUUGGUGGGCCAUGCGCCUCAGCGGGUUCUCUUGGUGAGCCGUGCGCCUCGGCGGGUUCUAUUGGUGAGCCGUGCGCCUCGGCGGGUUCUAUUGGUGAGCCGUGCGCCUCGGCGGGCUCUAUUGGUGAGCCGUGCGCCUCGGCGGGCUCUAUUGGUGAGCCGUGCGCCUCGGCGGGCUCUAUUGGUGAGCCGUGCGCCUCGGCGGGCUCUAUUGGUGAGCCGUGCGCCUCGGCGGGCUCUAUUGGUGAGCCGUGCGCCUCGGCGGGUUCUAUUGGUGAGCCGUGCGCCUCGGCGGGUUCUAUUGGUGAGCCGUGCGCCUCGGCGGGCUCUAUUGGUGAGCCGUGCGCCUCGGAGGGCUCUAUUGGUGAGCCGUGGUCGGAGGCGUGUUCUAUUGGUGAGGCGUGUUCUAUUUGGUGAGCCGUGCUCGGAGGCGGGUUCUAUUGGUGAGUCGUGCUCGGAGGCGGGUUCUCUUGAUGGGCCGUGCGCUGCAGGUUUGAUUAUAGGAUUUUGUUAAAUUGUGUAAUUGGUUAUGUUUAUACUUUCUGUUUGUGAUUUUUCUCUCUAGGCUGUACUCGCUCUGGCUGCUUCUUGGACAUCCAGACAGGUUGGAGAGCGCACUCUGACCGGAACUGUCAUAGACAGUGGGGAUGGGGUCACUCAUGUCAUUCCUGUGGUAUGUGUUAUUCAAAACUUAAAAUGAAAGCUUUUUAUAUAGCUUUUGUUUGUUUUUUAAAUGUGAUCAGGGAUAUUUGCAAAGGUUCUCUAUUGGUUUCCGUUAUGUCUCCCUUUCUGUGUUCAGAUCUUCCUCCCGGGCUUUUCCCCUUUUUAUAGGUUUGGAUCCCCUGAAAUGCACUGCCGAUACCCCUGCUCUGUAGAUUCCUCUACAUUGCCAUUGUUUGUUAAUGCCUGUCUUUGUCCUCCAGGCAGAGGGUUAUGUGAUUGGCAGUUGUAUUAAGCACAUCCCCAUUGCUGGCCGCGACAUCACAUACUUCAUUCAGCAACUGCUCAGAGACCGAGAGGUGGGAAUUCCUCCCGAGCAGUCUCUGGAAACUGCUAAGGCAGUGAAGGUAAGCGUAACUUGGGUUAUGACAAGAAUGGUACGUUUCCGUGAUUGGGGCGGUUUAUGGAUUGUAAUACAGGGAAAUGAAAGACUAGCUGGGUAUGGACAUAGACAAAUGCCGAGAGAGAUCCCCAGGGUGAUAUGAUAGAAAUAUUUAAAUACAUUAAGGGAAUCAAUGCAGUAAAGGAGGAGACUAUAUUUAAAAGAAGAAAAACUACCUCCACAAGAGGACAUAGUCUUAAAUUAGAGGGACAAAGGUUUAAAAAUAUCAAGAAGUAUUACUUUACUGAAGUGGUAGAGGUUAACACAGUAAAGGAGUUUAAGUCCUGUCCUAAUGUGUUUUACACCCCACCUCCUAUAGAAUGUAAGCUAGAUUGAUUCAACCUAUUGUUCCCGUAAGUUUAUUUGUAAUUGUCCUAUUUAUAGUUAAAUCCCCCUCUCGUAAUAUUGUAAAGCAUUACGGAAUCUGUUGGCACUAUAUGAAUGGUAAUAAUAAUAAGCAUGCGUGGGAUAGGCAUAAGGCUAUCCUAACUAUAAGAUAAGGCCAGGGACUAAUGAAAGUAUUUAGAAAAUUGGGCAGACUAGAUGGGCCGAAUGGUUCUUAUCUGCCGUCACAUUCUAUGUUUCUAUGUUAGGAGCAGCAGGAAGAUGAAUGUAUCUUUUACUUAUAGGAACGUUUUAGCUACGUCUGCCCUGACUUAGUUAAAGAAUUCAGCAAGUAUGACACAGAUGGCCUGAAGUGGAUCAAGCAGUAUACCGGGGUUAAUGCUGUCUCCAAGAAGGAGUUUAGUAUCGACGUUGGUUAUGAGAGGUUCUUGGGGCCUGAAAUAUUCUUUCACCCAGAGGUAAGAGCCAUAUCAUGAAUAUAUAUAUAUAUAUAUAUAUAUAUUUUUUUUUUUUCCUAUCUCUUUGCCGCUAAGAAUCCUUAAUUUUAUUGUCCCAGCAUAUAUCCUGUUUUGUUUUGUAUUUUAUUCCCCAAUUUACUGAUCAAACAAAUAUGCAUCCAGCUUCAGCUGCAUUAGUGAAGUAGUGAUUUUAGGGACCUGUUUAUCACCUAAUUCCAAUUGCAAUCUGGAAAUGCAAGUUAGACAAAUGCUUCUUGGAACAGGGCUAGGCAACUUUCAGCACCCCAGAUGUUGUAGACUUCUCAAAUGAUUCUUUGCAAGAAUUAUAAAGAGAUGUAGCCUACCCCUGCCUUAAACCUAUGAUAAUAAAAUGAAAAUCUAGAUCUGCAGACGUGCCUACUGUUAGUAUAGAUGUCAUGUCUUCCUGGCUGUCCUCUCCUGCAGCUCUGCGUCUGUACAGAGUAGGAGAGUGAAAAGGGAACAUGGCCCAAGAGUGUAGUUAUUAUUUCUGUCUAUAGGAAAAAGCAAUGAUGAUAAUGCCGCAUAUCCAAGACCAAAACCUAUCAAUUGAGCUCCAGUUGGAUUCGUUUCCAUAACGUCCUUUUUUUAUCUUUAAAUAUACAAAUUAAAGUUUGUCUGAAUAUUGAAUUUAUUAUACAAUUAAUCUGUUUUCUAGUUUGCCAAUCCAGAUUUCACCCAGCCAAUUUCUGAAGUGGUGGACGAGGUAAUCCAAAACUGUCCUAUUGACGUCAGACGUCCUCUUUACAAGGUAUGGGAAGAAAUGACUUUAUUUUACACACUAACACUAUUUAUUAUCAGUGCAUUCUGGGCAUGUUCACGAGAUCCGUCUUAUUCCCUUUGAACGCCAGUAACCUUGAAGAGACUCAGUAGUCUGAAUUGACUUGGUUUUUCUUCUCAUGGAACACUUUAUUGGUAUUUUCACAUUACAGCUGUUGGCACAUUUCAUUAUAAAAUGCAGUUCAUCACAAUAGUUUGACAAAGAAAGUGUAUUAUGCGAAGCAUAUAUGAUAAAUGAGAACCUGACAUAAAACAGUUUCAUUGAUUUCAGUGACAAAGAUUAUAGACACAACUGCAUGAAAAUAGUUUUAUUACAAAGUGAAUAUUGUAUAAAAGACAUGAAUCCAAACGAGUCAUCGGUCAUGUGCAUUACAAAGGACCAGCAAAAAGCUACAGCACCAAGUAUCAAUGCAGCAUGUUGGCAACUGUUUAGUAUUAAAACUGAUUUUUAAUGAGAGUGAACUGUAUAACUGUUCUAACAGCAGACACCCACAGCCUGCAAACCAGGGUCUAAUCAAAGAGAAAUCUAGCUGUCUUUAACCCCCUCAGGACCGUCAUCGGAAAAAUACCCUUGAGGACCAAUGACGAUAUUUACUUAUCUGAUUGCCGCAUUUCUCCCGGUGUCCCCCCUUGACGAAUUAGGACCCGCGACCAUGUGAUCGCUCUAACAGAGCAGUCACAUGGCCGCAAUAGGUGCCUGUGUAUCUGCCUGCAGGGGGACUGUCUGUGCUGUGUAUUUUUAUAUUAAUAUAGAAAUACACUUAUAAUUACACGUGUGUGUGUAUGUGUGUAUAUAUAUAUAUAUAUAUUAUACAUAACUAUAAUCAAAUAAUAAGUAAAUAUAAAUGUAAAAAUAAAAAAAUAUACUAACUGUAUUUUGAUAAUAUAUUUAUAUCAAAAUACACUUAGAAUGAAAUUAUAUGUGUGUGUGUGUGUGUGUAUAUCCAUAUACAAAAUUACAUAAAUAAUUUCAAAAAAUAUACACGUAGACUUCAAAUAUAGAUGUUUGUGUGUAUAUAUUUUUUUUGUAUAAAGGCCAAUUUAGCCGUAUAUGGAGUAGUUUCAAGUGAGAACGUAAGAUAGUAUAACUGAGCAAAGUCGGUUGUGUUGUGCCGAUACCGACGAUACGGUAGGCCUGUAAAUAAAGAGGGCAAAAAUUGAAUAAUCGAAAAUUUAAUACAGUCAACAAUUUAUACAAUUUCUUAAUUCUUGUGUAGGUUUUGGUAUGUAGUAUAGUGAAGGGUUAAGACCUAGCCUGGUUAACAGAGAUCUGAUGUAUCGCAUGAAAGUCACAGUAGUGAGUACAGAGCCUUUGAGUGAAAAUAGGUGUAGCAAUGGUAUUGAUGAGGUAAGUGAAAGGUAGGAAUCCAGUGUUGCUACUGGACACCAUUUGGUGUGUGUAGGAAAAUAGGUGAUCUCCACGGGAGGUGCAUGUGUGCUUGUUUUUAACUGAUGUAAUGCCAGUAUGUAGUAAUCCAUGUGUUUGCGUAUGUGUGUGCGUAGCAGACAUGUCUUUUUGAGUGGCGGUGAUAGUAGUGAAUUCCCUUGGCCUGAGGAACCCGUAGAAAGCUAUGUACAUGGCCGUUUUGAUGACUGCGUUGGCAGUAGAGUGAAAAGGUUUGGAGUCUAACAGGUCGGAUAAUAACUGGAAAAGGUUAUCUAUAGGUAAUCUCUGUGGAAGCGGUGGAGGGACGGAUUUCUGAAUACCUCCAAGUAUGUUCUUUACCUGAUAAGAUGACAUGAAACUCUGUGUAUUGGGUUGUAGAGUGAGCAUAUGAUGUUGAAUGCCUGUCAGGUAUAAUUUGAUUGUGUUGUAAGAUAAGUGUAAUGUAAGGUGGCAAAAAGAAGCAAAGGCUAUAAUGGAUGUCAUGACGAAAGGAUGCGUUAUGUCGUGGUUGGAUAGGAAUCUUGUGAAGAGUGUGAAGGCUCUGUUGUAUGCUUUGUGAGUGUUGGAUGAUAGUGCCAGUUUGGACAGAUCCCUGCUAUGUUGCAUAAUUAUUUCUAGUCCAUGGUUAGCUGCUGGAACGGAGGGGCGGCUGUGGCUGUAAUUGCUGCUGACGGGAGUGCUUGCUGAAAAGCCUGAAAGUUGAAAUGAGACAGACGGUCAGCUGCUAUGUUAGAAAUGCCUGGUAUAUAAAAGCAGACCAAGUAAAAAUUGUGGCGUGCUGCUAACCACGUGAGCUUCCUGAGAAAUCUCAUUGUUAAGGAUGAUUAGCAGCCUUUGUUAAUGAUGCGACAUGUUGCUUGGUUGUCUGUGUGGCAACGGACUGAUAAGCCUGACCAUUAAUGUCCCCAUGCCACGGCAGCUGCUACAAUGGGAUAAAUCUCAAAUAGAGCUGAGGUUGUAAAAAAGCCUUCUAAGUCAUAGACUUCUGCCGGCCACUUACCCCAAAGCCAAUUGUUUCCUAAGAUUGCUGCGAAACCUGUGGUAGACGCCGCAUCUGACCAUAUUGUUGGAGACGUGUCAGUCAAUUCUGGUAGGAACAAGCUUUUACCAUUCCAGGUGGUCAAGAAUUCUUUCCACAAAGAUAGGUCUGCCGUGGCAUGCUCAUCCAAGGAUAGUCUAUAGUUUUCAUGUUUGAAAUGUGGAAAAAGUCAGAAGUCUGGAUAUGAAAGCCCGCCCUUGAGGAAUGAUGCGCAUUGCAAAGUUCAAAGAACCUAUGAGGGAUUGGAGUUCCUUGCGGUUGCAAUUACCCAUCAAAAUGUAAUGGUUAAUGCUGUUAAGUAUGUUUGUGAUUUUUGUCUUGUGGUAAACUAGCCUGCAUGGAGGCAGAGUCUAAUUGUAUACCUAGGAAUGUAAUAAUUGUAUCUGGGCCUUCGGUUUUCUUGUUGAAUAUCGGGACUCCAAGGUGGUCAAACAACCUAAUAGUUGCUUUGAGACUCCUGGGGGGAAGGGAGUUUGCUUCAAUCAGUAAGAAAUCAUCCAGAUAAUGGAUGACUAUGGGGCAUCUAGACACAUUAAGUAACAACCAGCACAAUGUUUCCGCAAACGUGUCGAAGAUUUUGGGGCUACUUUUAGACCCAAAGCUUAAGCGGGAGAAAAAGUAAUAGUUAUCUGCCCAUUUUAUGCCAUGUAAGUGCCAUAGGGUGGGAUGGAUAGGUAGUAGUUUAAAGGCAUUGGUAAUGUCUGUCUUACUUAGCCAUGCUCCGAUCCCUGCUUGCAUAAUGGCUGUAAUAGCAUGGUCUAUAGUGGCAUAUGGCAGGGAAAACUCUUCAGAGGGAAUAAGAGAGUUCAGACUCGGUGUAGAUGAGGUAUGAGGGGCUGACAGAUCUAUUAUGAGUCUUUGUUUGAGGGAAGUUUUCCCCGUGACUAUCCCUAUGGGAUUUGUGCGCCAUGCCGUAAAAGGUGGGGUUUUGAAAGGCCCGAACAGGAACCCUUCUGCCAGCUCUUGUGCUAGGAGUGUGUCUAUGGCUGCUGGGUUUUGUUGUGGUGAUUGUAAAUUAGGGCAUUCGAGUUGGCCUGUGGGCAUAUGUAUAAUGCCUGUAUGAAACCCUUCUGAGAAUCCAGGAAUGAGAAAAUUUACCAUAUGUCUGGAAGGGUGAUUGGUUAAAAGUGCUGCAAAGACAUGAAUGUUAACAGACGUUAGGUACGGUUUAGGGUACAUUUUAUUAGGACACAUGGUAUGCGCAUGUGCCCUGAAACAAUGUGAACCAAUAUGCAGUGACCUACAUGCACUAUAGCUACAUGUGCCCACAUUGAAAUUAUUGCACACUUACGAUUUACCAAAGAAAAUGAUAGGACGACCCAGUUUGUCCCUGGUGAUUUUCUCAGUUCUACCCGCCUAGCUUGUGCUAGGUGACUGAUUACGGUCGUCUGCCGUGUGAGAACAGAAUUGGUAGUGUGAGUGGUAGAAGAGCAAGAUGCACAAGCCGGUGUUUUAAGACCUGCGAAGUGUCUACAGAAAAGCUCUGUAUCUAAUCUGCUCCAGUUGAUACGGGUACCAUGCUGAGAGAGAGCUCCAGACACUUUAGUGGAAAAAGACCUAUGGUAGUCAUAAAAAGCAGAUCCACCAUAUUACUUCCCCAGGUCCACCAGCUUGUGCAUAUAGCGAUCAAAUUCUUCCCUUCUAUUAGGGUAUACUUCACAAAUUACAUCUCUAAAAAUACCAAAGGCUAUCCCAAAUUCUGGAAUGGUCAGUUUACGGUUUAACCUUAGGUCUUUUAUUCUGACCACUACAGAAACCUUGUCGUACAUAUAGGUUUUGUUCUCCACCACAUCUUCGGAGGCAAUUAGUAGGGAUGCCAGGUUGACGUCUUUGUCUUCCAGGAUGUCUCUCUUAAUGUGGGCUGGGAUGGUGUAUGCAGGGUCAACGUCCUGAUAAUCUGAGGAGAUAACCAUACCCGUGGCCCGUGGAUCGGUUGGUGCCUGUUGAGCAAUAUCAGGAAGAGGUCUUGGUGAGGUCUGUGGUGACUGCCUCAAGAUUAGCCAGUCUGUCAUUGACCUUGCCCAUAGAGGUCAUGAGUGAGGCCAGUAUAGCCUGGAUGUCACCUGAACUGGUGUUGCUGGGGCUUUCCCCUGCUUCCGUGUUGUCGAUUUGUAGUAUUAAGGAGUUUGAAUAGUUCAGCUUUUCUUGCUGUGGCAGGGUAAGGGAUUUGUCGCCUCCUUAACGCCGUGGUGAUACGUGGGAUCGUCCAGGAUCUAAUUGAUGCUGGACUGGCAAUGUCUCCUCUACGAGAGGGUGUCUCGACCCUAGUUGGGGUGGCAUGAAGUGAUAGCUCUUCAUCACCUUCAAGAGACAUACUUAAAUAAAAGGAAAGAUAGAUUUAUUAUUUGAACAUAUUACUUUAGUACUGGCUACUAGCUAUGCCGUGAGGCGAAACGAUUAUGCUUAUUGUUUAUUGGUGACAGGUGAGGCCCUUCUAGUUGCCAAGCGGCUUGAGAGGCUCUAUCUAUGGAUGGCGCGAGGGGAUUGUUGUGGCGGGAUGUCGGCCUCUCUGUGACUGUAACCAGAAAAUAGGAAAGGGAGUGACAGGUGAGGCCCUCUCUGUGCAACGUGCGAGGCGGCUAGCUCACGUGUGGCCCGAGGGGUGUUUGCUUCUGAGUUUGCAGCGGGGUGUUGGCCUCGCGGGACCACUAAUCCUAAGCAUGAAUGCAGAAAUGGGGGAAUUAACUUUUGGCCCCUAUGACUCUAAUUGCCAGUACUUGUCUGUCCUGUUGGGGAUUUGAAUGGUUCUACUGUAAGCAGGUGUACGUACCUGGUAGUAUAGGUUAUUGAACCUGGUAAUCCGUAUAGGUAAUAGUACCUUUUAACUAAAUAGAUGCACCGUAUGAAAAUAUAUACAAGUGACAUAAUUGUAUUAUCUUAAUUAUGUUCGUAUUGACCUGUAUAGGCCAGGAAAUGGUGAUUGUAAGAUCUCCUUGACCCUGUAUGUCGCCUUAUAAUGGUAGGAAUUUGUAGUAGUAAAGGCAAUUUGUAUAAAUGUAUGUAUACUUUCCUAGGGAGAAGUAUGGUAUAUCUGUGAGAUUGUGUAUGGUGUACAGGAACUUAAUGUGAUAUUUUAAUAAUGGUAAUAUCCUUGCCGACCUGAAGGUAGCAGUGUGGAAUCUUUAACCAUGUGAAUACCCAUAUGUGUAACUGGGACCUGUUUGUUAACCCAUUCGUAAGUAUAUUUCUCAGCAUGUUACUAUUAUAUUCCCCAACAAUUGUCCGUUCGUGUGUUUAACCGUGCGAACUGGACAACAUAAGACUAGCAGGGUAUGCUUAGUAUAUGUGAGAAUUGUUCGUGCGAUGUGCCGAGUCCCGAACAGUAAUUGACCGGAGAAUCAGUAACUUGUAUUUGUAUAGCGUGUUCGUGCGUUUGACCGCACGAACGUCAGCAUGUAUGCAAAAUUUUUAGCGAUUAAUUAUAUGUCAUAUAAGUACCGAACGUUGCAACGAAAAUGCUGUGUAAGCGAAGCUGAACCCGGAUGGAUAUAAUAUAGCGAUAUUUAAGUGCUGAAAUAGCCAAACGCGUACAGUAAGUGAGGACCUGAACCGUAUGUGAUGCCGUGGGCCUUGUUGCCUGGCGUGACGGUUAGGUCUACUUACUGUUUAGUAGUCCCUAGGACGUGAUCCGCGGCGAUAGUAAGCAGUAGUUGCUCCAAAAGAAAUCUGCAGAAGGAUUCCUGGACACUGUUCAGCGAUGGAAACCUCGUGGGACACAGAAGUAUUCCAAAAUGGCAACUGGAUGAACCGGAAGUGCAUUCAGACGCUGACCUUGAACGGUGUGGAGACAGAUAAGGGAUGCACCUUAUAUAGGGGAGUGGUUUAAUACCAGCCCUUUCCACAAAUACAGGCCAAACAGCCUUAACACACAUAUAUACAAUGCUGCACUCACUGUGUCUUCCAAUGACUGCCUGGUGCUAGUUGGCUAAAUAUAGAAGGAUAAAGUAGAUGGCACUCCACAGUCUUUUUCAUCAAUAAAAAAUAACUUAUUGCUCCAAUAUGUCCUGAUGAAGGUCUGAAUUUGCAGACUGAAACGUUGAGUUUUAACUUGGAGCAAUAAGUUUUUUUUAUUGAUGUAGAUAACUUGAAAAUGUUAAGUGGUCUUUCUUAAAGCAUUUAACCCCUUAAAGACACAUACACGUAUUCAGCCCAUGUCUCAAGUGUAAAACAGUACCCCCUAUGUACAGGUUUUAUGGUGUUUUUGGAAAUUACAGGGUCAAAUAUAGAAUGUUUAAUUUUUCAGUUUUUUUCACAUUGAAAUUUGCCAGAUUGGUUAUGCUGCCUUUGAGACCGUAUGGUAGCCCAGGAAUGAGAAUUACCCCCAUGAUGGCAUACCAUUUGCAAUAGUAGAUAACCCAAGGUAUUUUUUUUAGUAGCCACUUAGUCAUAAAAACUGGCCAAAAUUAGCGUUCAUCUUUGUGUGUGAAAAAUGCAAAAAACUAAUUUGAACGCCAAUUUUGGCCACUGUUUGUGACUAAGUGGAUACUAAAAAAGACUGGACUUAAAAAUAUUACAUAAGUGUGUGUGUAUAUAGAUGCAUAUAUUUCGUUCUGUGUAUUUUUCUAUCAAUAUAUAUUAUCAAAAUACAGUUAAAACGAAAUUACACAUAUAUAUUUUAACGUGUGUUAAAUGAAUGUUUGUUGCCCAGGUGCUUAGAGUAACCAUGUGAUUGCAAUUCCCACCUUUCUCUUUGGUACCUGGAUGCAAAGACUUGACUUUUUACAUGUUUAGAUCCAUGGAAUAAAACCAUGGUUAAUCAGUGUAUGACAUUCUCCGACACCUGUAAUCACAGAGUGCUGGUCAAUGCAAACUGAACAAGGUACCAGGAGAGAUCGUUAAUGGAUUCCAUUGGAUUCUAGACUGAUGGAAGGAUUUGGCUCUAGAAGUAGACAUUAACUUGUUUUUAUGGCACACCACCUGUAUUCUGCUAAACCGAGUAAAGGUGUUAGUCUUGUUCUAAGAGUUUAUCAAAAUCUUCCAUAGAUGGUGUCGUGUACUAAGUCUUAAUGCUGUAAAUAACUUUCUUCCUGUUUCCUUUCUAGAAUAUUGUACUUUCUGGAGGGUCAACGAUGUUCCGGGACUUUGGCCGACGUUUGCAGAGAGAUUUAAAAAGAACGGUAGAUGCCAGACUGAAGCUUAGUGAGGAGUUAAGUGGAGGAAGGCUGAAGGUAAUGAGAUGGCACUUACUCAAAGUCUGGUCUUUGGGCUUUAUUCUCCUGUAAUUUAAAUAAAUAUAUAUUUUUUUAAUGUAUUUAUUUUUUAAGCCGAAGCCAAUUGAUGUCCAGGUCAUCACUCAUCACAUGCAGAGAUAUGCUGUCUGGUUUGGAGGGUCCAUGUUGGCGUCCACGGUAUGUGUUUUUUGUUUGUUAAUAACAUAAAAGGCUGCUUUGGUUUAAAACAGGAUAAGAAGAUACUUGGUAUUUCCAGUGGAAACAGGAUUUUUUUUUUUUAGUAAUUUCUGCUUCCAGUUUUUCUAAUUAGCCUUAAACUUUGAAUUUACUUUCCAUUUUCACGUAAGUGGAUAAUGUUGCGAACCACAGGUAACCUGACCGGUUACUUCCACUGAUUCUCUUCCUUCAGCCAACCAGGAACCAUUUAAAAUACAAAGAGACCCAUCUUCCUUCCCAGUAACUGGACGACACACUGUCCUGGAGGCACAACAACCACUUUAUUGGCCACACAAGGUUUUUAUACAUACCCCAUUCAAGGGGUGUAUCAUACCAAAAACUAGUGUUCCUUCCUGGGUUCCCAGCACGGGAAAGGACUCUGUUCCAUUUGUCCCCAACUCCCACCACUAAAGAUAUAGGGUUUCCCACGACUGCCGCUAGGGGGUCUUCUUCCCAAGAGCCUCUGUGCCUGGGAAUCUAGGCACAGGAACAAGGGACGGUCCCUUUGCCUCCCAGUCACAGAAAGCCUACCCUCUGGAAAAGAGCUGAUCUUUGUCCCUGCAUGCACCGAAAAGCCCGCCCAACUUGCCAGUGCCCACACCAAUCUCAGGGACUCUCACAGCGGUACCUCCCUUGACCGGUCUCUGCUUGCAAAGUCCCUGUGUGAAAUCCUGCAAGGGAAGCGUCUCCUUUCGGAAAACGAAUGCUUCUGGACGGCAUUCGUCUAUACGAAAUAGCGGCCACCCAGGGGAGCAUUCAUUAAUUACUUCCUUUGCUGGUUUCAAACGUAGGUUGCAAGUGAGAACGUUCUAAUGGGCACUGGAGAGGUCCUCAUUCGGGAAACUAACGAGUCGGAAAACAAUCCACGAACGCUCCCCUUGGCUGACGUACGGCUGUACGAAUGGCGGCCGCCCAGGGAAGCGCUCAUUAAUUGUUUCCCUUGCGGUUUGACACUUUUCUUGCGAGGUGUGAAGGUUCUAAACGUACAUUCUAAAUGAGGUACCGGGUUGGUCCCCGUUUGGGAAGUGAAUGAAUUCCCCUCGCGGAAGCACAAAAAGGGAAGGGAAGCGGGCACAAUGUACGAAGAGAUAGGGGAACACACGUAAUAUCACAAAGGCAAUUCACAGACGGGCAGCAGUCCAGCCACAGAUAACUCUGAAAAAACACAUACCAGAAAGUAGGUAACUACAAUGCAAAAAAUAAAGAGAAAAACAUAGCUCAAUAUUGCCGUGUACAAAAUUAUAUUAAAAUCUGUAAAAGUACACUCACAAACCCAAAUUGAUUGAAACUUUUACAGAUUUUAAUAUUUUGUACACAGCAAUAAUUAGUUUUACUUCUUUCCCACAAAUGGGUUUCUGAUAUACUUAGUUCAUUGUCAGAGUUAUCUGUACAAAUAUACCAACAGAAGAAUGUUCUCGCUUUGUAUAGUGCGAUUUAAUUAGCAUAAUCAUUCUUUUACUAUGGAUGACUAUUUCAUUUUGGUUCUGGUUUUCUGACAAUUUUAGUAUUAAACUACUAUAUUAUAUUGACUUUUUUUUUCAACUUUCAAUGAUUGUCUACUUGUUUUUUCAGCCUGAAUUUUACCAAGUGUGUCACACCAAGAAGGACUAUGAAGAGAUUGGGCCGAGCAUCUGUCGUCACAACCCCGUGUUUGGGGUCAUGUCCUAAGCUCUGUGUGUGAGGGGCCAUCUGGUUUUCUUGUAUGUUUGGACCGCUUGUUAACGUGUCCUGAAGCACAGUGCAAAGACCCCAGGAGUGGUUCGGGCCCCUUGGAUAAUUAAUUCAUCAAAAUACAGUGGCUUGCAUAUGUUACUGGACUUUGUCAGCAACCAUAUGAACAUGGUUUGUGCACAUGUGUGUCUAAACAGUGCAUGUGUGUGUUCCAUGUAAAAUCUAUAUAGAACAUGGUACAUGAGAUCUGGAAAAUUACUUUAUCCUUGGACCAAUUUGUAGCUUUCGGUUCCUUAUUAAGCUGCUGUUAGGCUGAGGUUGACGGAACCAAUCUGCUUCUAUUAUUCCCAAUGCUUUCUGCUUACAAAGACUAGUGAUUGAUAAGUGCAGUUGUAUGGUCGUUUUCUGAUUAAAAUAAAUGGUUAAAAGAAUGAUUUGUGAAGCCUAAAAAUAUGGAAAUAAUAACCAUGAAAUCUUUUUACAAGCACUAGUUGUGUCUGUUUUAUAUCCUGUUCUCCAUAUUGAGGAGAUUCCAGGUCUCUUCUGGUUGGUAAUGUCCAAGGUUCAAGGUGCUGACUGUAUGCACUAGGCUGUCAGUUGCUUGUAAUUGAUCAAACAAUUGCACAUUUUAGGACAUUUUUCGUGGAUUUGUAAAUUUCCAUCUUGGCUAAUUGUCUAACUGCACUAAUUGGGCUUGAAAUUGGCAAUUUACUUAUCAAUUGCUGUAAAUUCAGACUUUCUACAUUCUAUAUGAGCAUUUUCUCUAAAUGGUGAAUUGUGAUGUGAACGCUGAAAUAAAAUAUCGCUGAUGGAAUAAAAGUCUUACAAUUUUU